Molecule: messenger RNA, 1716 nt
Organism: Amoebophrya sp. A25
Lineage: Eukaryota; Dinophyceae; Syndiniales; Amoebophryaceae
Source: the annotation of a GenBank genome assembly
CGAUUACAUCUUCAGCAGCAGGAACUUCUAGUACUUCGGCGACUUCUGUUAAGGGUCGUUAGCACCGAAUUACAUUUACAUCCCGCACUGGCACUGCCAUCCACCUUGGCUCUUUUUCUACUUGAAAAAGGCGCCCGGGAUGAUGUUCUGAGGAGUGUAAUUCUGCAACCUCUAACUCUACUGGCUCUGCGACUGCUGCUUCUGCGACGUCUGCAGCAACUACUUCUGCUUCAUCUGCUUCUAGAAAUGAUGCAGCACAUUCUUCGUCUCCACCACAAAGGAAGCACGAGCACUCCGCGACUACAUCAGGAGCAGCAGAGGUUACAACAUCUCCCCACCUCAGUAAGUCCUCUGAGAAACAAGUAGGAGGUGCACAGGAUGAGGACGUCGUGGUCGACAAAGUACAUGAUUCUGAUUGCCACAACUUUCAGGAUUUGGACCACCAUUUUCCAUCUCCUUCUACUAGGGCAAGAAAUGCACACGACUUCAUCUCUAGUAACUCUUCCCACUCUACUAACUCUUCGUCUCCGCAAGAAAUGAAGCUCCUCGACACUCCACAAAUGAAUGCACAUUCUUCGUCUCCACAAAUUGCAACAACUGGCCAAAACGGCGCAUCUUCUUCGACCAAGAGUGCCAGUCAAAGUGCCGCAUCUACUUCUUCCACCUCCAGUGCCAGUAGUCCAAGAGAGGUCGAUGCUUUCAGAGCGGCGAUGCGAGAUGUGUUCCAGCGCAUGAAAAAGCUGGUAGACGACGUUGAUGCGACUGGUAUUCUAGAUGAUGACGACACGCCGCGCUCAGCUGUAAUUUUGGAGGGGCCAAGAACAUCACUAGAAAUGAUAUCGCAAUGGUCGGCCGAGAUUACCAUUAAGGGUAGGCUAAAGGUGCUUUUCUUACCGCUUUUUAUGCCUCUCCUAAGGGAGAAAGGCAUAACAAGCGGGGUAAGCGAGCACCAAAAACCUACCUCUAGUACCAGGUCUUCAGAGGCGCAUCAGUUCGAUUCUUCGACGACUGAUUUGGACAGCUGUAAUUUUGAAGGAGGUGAUCACACGUCAUCAAGCUGCUCCAGUCGUGGAAGUACGGAGAGUUCCGAAUCUCUAUCCGAUUCCGAUUGCAUGAUAAUAGACGAGGAUGUACAACCCGAUUGCAUGAUAGUAGGCAAUGUGCCCGAUGCCGAUUGCAUGAUAAUAGACGAUGUACAACCCGUUGGUACGAUCAUAUUAGACGAUGAUGAUGAUGAUGAUGAUGAUGAUGACGUCGGACAUCACGAAAUCGACCCCGUCGGUGGCAUUGAUACGGCCCAGCAUUUGCGACCAAGAGGAGCUGCGAGCAUGCAAGGAAAUAAAGCUGAAGGACAACACGCGGGACAACACGCGAAGUUCUCUUCAUCUAGUACUUCAUCAACGGCAGAAGAUACAAGAACUGCAAGGGAAUUAAGGCUGGAUGGUUCUAAUUCAUCAUCUCGAGAGCCAGAAGUUGUGUUUCUCUCUCCCUCUUCUUCGUCCUCGUCUUCAUCUUCUUCGUCUUCUUCUUCGUCUUCUUCCUCUUCUUCUUCUUCGUCUUCUUCUUCUUCUUCUUCUUCUUCUUCUUCUUCUUCUUCUUCUUCUUCUUCUUCUUCUUCUUUUGUCGACGUGCGAAGAGGCUUCCCGUGGAAAACGUGGUCUCAAGACGUUGAUAAUUGGAUCCAAGAGGAAGCGAAAAAAUAUGACGCAGCGAUAG